AUGUUUGGCUUCAUUUCCCUUGACAUUAUAGGAAUCCCAGGAAAUCUAGUUAUCAUUUAUGCCUUCAUCAAAGCCAUCUGUCAGCAAAACAUCACACCCAAUGAAAUCAUUCUUUGCAAACUUGCACUUGUUAACCUUCUGGUGAUGCUGACAAGGGGGGUCCCACUCAUUCUCCAAACAGUUGGAGUCCAUACCACAUAUAAUGAUUUGAGCUGUGGCAUCCUGCUCUAUAUCUAUUGUGUGAGCAGAGCCAUGAGUAUCUUCCUAACUUCCAUGUUGGGUUGUUUCCAGUGUCUCUUAAUUGCCCCAUGUCCACCUCGGUGUUUACGGCUAAGGCACAGCAUCCUUGUAAGACUCCCUUCCAUCAUGAUUUCCCUGUGGUGUUUCAACCUACUGGUCUGUUGCACCCGUUUGCUUUAUUCUGUGCCUCACACUGGUACUAACUGCACCAAAGAAGACAUCACUGUGAUAUAUGACUUUUGCUGUGUGGUAUUUCCUAGCAGUCUUUUGUACUUUGGAAAUGGAGUGGUGUUUGUUGUCCGAGACAUGUUCUUCCUGGGGCUGAUGACCUUCUCUAGUGGCUACCUUCUCUUUAUUCUUUAUCAACAUGGAAAGCUGAUGAAAAAUUUGCCCAUGAUACAAUUGAAACACGUAGAAAUUCGAGCAGCAAAAGCUGUAAUGAGUUUGCUAAUUAUGUACCUCCUCAGUUUUGGACUAGACAGCAUCUUCUGGAUGGUCAAUCUUUGCAAAUCCCCAGUCUCACUGAGGUUUGCUGAUGCACGCAUGUUUUUUGAUUCCUGCUAUUCUUCUGUUAGCCCACUGGUGAUUAUUUUAACAAACAGAAAAAUUAAAUCAAGCAUAAAGUGUGACAUUUGGAAGAGCUAG
Candoia aspera is the source of this 885-nucleotide messenger RNA. RefSeq names its product olfactory receptor class A-like protein 1. The record is from RefSeq and is a predicted model, not a curated record. Gene Ontology annotation, biological process: G protein-coupled receptor signaling pathway. Lineage: Eukaryota; Metazoa; Chordata; Lepidosauria; Squamata; Candoiidae. Gene Ontology annotation, cellular component: membrane. The transcript has a single exon. Gene Ontology annotation, molecular function: pheromone receptor activity. The coding region runs from base 1 to 885 and encodes 294 amino acids.